Phacochoerus africanus (Common warthog) is the source of this 506-nucleotide messenger RNA. RefSeq names its product cytochrome b-c1 complex subunit 9-like. The record is from RefSeq and is a predicted model, not a curated record. The transcript is spliced from 2 exons. Bases 1 to 270 code for a protein of 89 amino acids. Gene Ontology annotation, biological process: mitochondrial electron transport, ubiquinol to cytochrome c. Lineage: Eukaryota; Metazoa; Chordata; Mammalia; Artiodactyla; Suidae.
AUGAACUGCACCCAAAAUUUAUUUUCAUUUUAUAAAUUGAAAAACAGGGUGGUGCUAGUUCUGCAGUGGACAGACAAGGCUGCCCUGACAUUGACUGUGAGGUUGUACUCCCUGCUGUUUCACUGGACCUCUACCUUCACCCUCACGAUUGCUGUGGGUGCUCUAUUCUUUCAGCACACCUUCCAUCAAGGCCCAGAUGCAAUCUAUGAACACAUCAACCUGGGGAAGCUGUGGAAACACAUUAAGCACAAGUAUGAGAACAAGGAGUAGUUCCUCAGAGGUCCCCAUCCCGACCAGAAGGACCAGGUCCACCCAUCAGCAUUUUGACCAGAGCCUGGGCCUCAGCUUGAAGAUGAUGUUCAUGUCACUCUCCAUGGACCACCUUUAGCUGUUAGCAGGAAAUGGCUUCACCUGACAGACUCUUUAACUUCUGCUAUGUUUGAAGUAUGAUUAGUCAGAAUAAAUAAAUGUAGGGGUUCCCGUUGUGGCUCAGUGGUUAACAAACC